Molecule: messenger RNA, 1220 nt
Organism: Drosophila teissieri
Lineage: Eukaryota; Metazoa; Arthropoda; Insecta; Diptera; Drosophilidae
Exons: 1
Coding region: 131-997 (288 amino acids)
Biological process (GO): regulation of cytoskeleton organization
Cellular component (GO): axoneme
Molecular function (GO): microtubule binding
Source: RefSeq, a predicted model, not a curated record
GCCAAUUGACACAGCUGUCAGGCAAUAAUAGUAUAUCAACCAUAUAUGGCAUCUAGUCUUACUAAAACAAAUUAACAACAAAAGUCAAAACGCAGAUAAAAUCCCACACAAUAAGUUAUUCUUAUACAAAAUGCCCCAAUCGCAAUCCAAGUCCUCAAAUCACUUGCUAGGUAUGGAGGAGGAGCAGCAGAACGGCCUGGACCAGUGGCUAAAGGAGCAGCGCAUUAUCCUGGAUAUGAAAACUCGCCGUUCAUUCUCGGAUGUUUUGCCAGUGGCCAAGAUUGUCAAGCGUUGUCAUCCUCGCCUGGUGGAUCUGCACAAUUAUACGCCCAAAAACAGCGUGGUGCUGAAACUCCAGAGCUGGGAGACCUUUAGCAACAAGGUUCUAAAGAAGUUGGGCAUCAAUGUGCCACGUUCGUUGCUGGAGCAACUGGCGUCAGCAGCACCAGGAGCCAUAGAAACGCUGUUCCAGGAACUGAUGGCGGUGACCAAGUGCGGUAGUCCCAGGCCAAGACCCAUGUUGAAUGCAUCACCAACGCGUUCCCAGAGGAGCGAGGUGGUCAAAAAAUUGGCUAAUAAGGAUUCUGUGAAACGCACGCUCAACCGAUCCCUCACCCAAGUGAUCGAGCGCUCUGCCUCCAAUGAUAGACGACCCAAGGUGCUGACCAUGGACAUGAAGGUCGUGGUCGAUGGCCAGGUCAAGAAGGUUGCCAAGAAAGUAGUGGAAUACGAACACUACGCCAAGGCCUUACGGGAGAGUGCCGAGAAGUCGUCCUACAUCAACUCCAUCACCCAGAAAGCUGACUACCUGCAGAGCAUGAUUGCCGCCAAGAAUGAGCGCAUAGAUGAGCUAAUGCUCCAAAUGGGCAAACUGUCGGUUAGCAUUCUUUCCAUGCGACCCACGCUCAACGAAACCGAGGGCGAAACUGGAAGUUGUAUGGACCUCCAAUCCCAUUCGAAUAACCCCUCUGAACCCUGCUGUGAAUUCACUACCUAGUAGUCUAUGGAUGGAUAUGUCAAAUCCCGGAGGAUCCGUCGAGAUCCUAGCUCAUUUUGUAAUCUCAAAUCUCAGGCCCUAGGUUUUGAUUCAAGAACUUUUGCACCAGCACAAAAAAAGGAAACCUCAUGUUAUUGGAUAAAUCUGUACUAUAUAUUUUGUAUUUUAUUUUACACCCUUAAGACAUUUUUUUGGCUACACUCCAAUAAACAAAAAUUGUUAC